Messenger RNA from Lolium rigidum, 582 nucleotides. Its product is annotated as auxin-responsive protein IAA25-like. Lineage: Eukaryota; Viridiplantae; Streptophyta; Magnoliopsida; Poales; Poaceae. Gene Ontology annotation, molecular function: protein binding. Gene Ontology annotation, cellular component: nucleus. The record is from RefSeq and is a predicted model, not a curated record. Gene Ontology annotation, biological process: regulation of DNA-templated transcription. Bases 1 to 543 code for a protein of 180 amino acids. The transcript has 5 exons.
AUGGCUGCGAUGCUCCAGAGAGAAGAUCGCCUCCAAGUAGUCGGAUGGCCACCAGUGUGCACAUUCCGCAAGAACCUGUCCACCACAUCCACAAGGCCUGCAUAUUCUCAAGAUCUGAGCAAAGUGGAACCCUGCUCUGAGGAAGAAGACCAUGGAAACACUGGAUUUUCAGGACAAGAGAGGUCAGCUAUGUUUGUGAAGGUGAACCUGGAAGGUUACGCCGUCGGGAGGAAGAUCAACAUCAAUGCGCACCGCAGUUACACUUCGCUGUCCGGGGCUCUGCAGACCAUGUUCCAUGGCUUCCUGUAUAUUUCAGAUGGCCAUCGGAGGAUUGCAACUAGAGAGGAUGGAGAGAAGCUGCAGCGUCAGAAGGGCAACGGCGUGAUGAAGAACUACAUCCUUCUGUAUGAGGACAACGAGGGUGACCGCAUGCUCGUUGGCGAUGUCCCAUGGGAGUUGUUCAUCGCUUCAGUGAAGAGGCUUUACAUUACUAAGGACCCCAGAGCUGACAAAAGCGACACGAAGAACAAUGUUACAGGAUGAUUAGAUGUCGAGGCUGUUUCUCUGCUUCUAGAAACUGAU